Messenger RNA from Baudoinia panamericana UAMH 10762, 1591 nucleotides. RefSeq lists its product as uncharacterized. The coding region runs from base 141 to 1382 and encodes 413 amino acids. Gene Ontology annotation, cellular component: P-body; CCR4-NOT core complex; CCR4-NOT complex. Gene Ontology annotation, biological process: mRNA catabolic process; negative regulation of translation. Lineage: Eukaryota; Fungi; Ascomycota; Dothideomycetes; Mycosphaerellales; Teratosphaeriaceae. The record is from RefSeq and is a predicted model, not a curated record. The transcript is spliced from 3 exons.
UCUGCAUCUGCAACGUGACUCGAGCCAGCUCCUAAUUCCAGCCUGUGUGGUUACAAUACAACGAUACCUUAGCGAUACUCUCACACCCGCAAGACAAAAGGACGUCCACUUCCAAGUCAGGGCUGCAUGCCCGCCCAAUCAUGCAAUCCCAUCAACACCACAUCUUCUCCCACCAGAACCCAUACCACCAACCCGACUGGCAGCAGCAGCAGCAGCAGCAUCACCCCCAACACGCACAAACGCAAUAUGCGCAAUCCCAAGCCGCCGCCGCCGCAGCGAACGCAGCAGCGCAACAACAACAUUACGGCCGAGUCAACACACAGAACGGCCACACCAAUUCCGCCGGGGGCACAGGCAUGAACUCGAACCCCAACCAAAGCCUCACGGGCGGUAACAACAACACCAGUGGUGGCAGGAACACGGGCGCAAACGGAGGAGACAGCAACAACAACAACACCACCACCCUCGAACACAUCCACGCCCACAGCCUCUUCACUCCCACCGGCGCGGAGGCCUCGAGCGAAGAAAACCGGCGCGUGCUCGAAUGGGUGGCGCAAGUCCUCAACGCGCACACGCGCGAAUCCUCCCUGCUGGAACUCAGCAAGAAACGCGAGCAAGUGCCCGAACUGGCGCUCAUCCUCUGGCAUUCCUUCGGGGUGAUGACGAGUCUGCUGCAGGAGAUCAUCAGUGUCUAUCCACUCUUAAAUCCCAGUCAGUUGACCGCGGCGGCUAGUAACCGCGUGUGUAAUGCGUUGGCGUUGCUGCAGUGUGUCGCCAGUCAUGGGGAGACGAGGGGGUUGUUUUUGGGGGCACACAUCCCCCUCUUCCUCUACCCCUUCCUCAACACGACCUCCAAAUCCCGCCCCUUCGAAUACCUGCGCCUCACCUCCCUCGGCGUCAUCGGCGCGCUCGUGAAGAACGACAGCAGCGAGGUGAUCAACUUCCUCCUCACCACCGAAAUCAUCCCGCUCUGCCUGCGCAUCAUGGAGACCGGGUCGGAACUCAGCAAGACCGUCGCCAUCUUCAUCGUGCAGAAGAUCCUACUGGAUGACAUGGGCUUGCAGUACAUCUGCCAGACGUACGAGCGCUUCUACGCCGUGGGGACGGUGUUGUCGAAUAUGGUGACGCAGUUGGUGGAUCAGCAGACGGUGCGCCUACUUAAGCAUGUUGUGCGGUGCUUUUUGCGUCUAUCAGACAACGCCCGCGCGCGCGAAGCCCUGCGGCAAUGCCUGCCCGAACCCUUACGCGACGCCACGUUCUCCCCCGUGCUGCGCGACGACGCGGCGACGAAACGGUGUCUCGCGCAGUUACUGCUGGCCUUGUCCGAUCAGGCGGAGCCGACGAUGACGCCGUCGUAUGGCAACCAUCAUCAUCUGCCGUAGCAGAGCAGCCUUCGACUGUUACUCGGGCGGUGUAACUCGUACUGGUAACUUGUACCAGCCAUGCUGGGUUUUGCGCGGGCUGUGACGGUCGGAGCAUCAGCCGUACCGGACGUCAUGGUCAAGGACGCUGUUGCUUACUGCGGGGCCUUCUUUCGAUGCGCGUGGGCUUUCACUACUACUACACACGCCGCACCGGAGUCCCAGCGGCG